Molecule: messenger RNA, 1499 nt
Organism: Theileria equi strain WA
Lineage: Eukaryota; Apicomplexa; Aconoidasida; Piroplasmida; Theileriidae
Exons: 6
Coding region: 308-1162 (284 amino acids)
Cellular component (GO): cytoplasm
Molecular function (GO): 3'-5'-RNA exonuclease activity; RNA binding
Source: RefSeq, a predicted model, not a curated record
AUAUUCUGUUUGACUAAUUUCUUAUGUGGAUUACCCUGAAUAUGUAUCUGAAGAGGGGAUAUUGGUCUGUCUAAAGCAUUUUGUUUACGUAUCUAUUUUUUAUUCAUAAUGUGAUUUAUUUUUCUUUUGCUUGCACCGUAUUUUCAUUUUACUAAAAAAUUCAAUAGAUCUAAGACUUAGGUCGUGGCUCAGUAUGAGCUUUUCUUGACAACCUGUUCCAUAGUGACUAUUUGCAAUUUUUGUCUUUCCCAGUACCGGGGAAUUAUUUAUUACACCCUAAAUAGUAAUUAAAGCUAUAGAGAUUGUCAUGGAACAUCAGCAUUUUGAAAUUGAGGACAUUAUACGCCGCAUUCCAGAUGCUAGUUUUGUUGUAAUCGAUUGUGAAUUUAGUGGCAUUAGCCAGAAAUCUAAAAGUAUUAGAACAAUCGAUGACUAUUUAUUAGCUCUAAAGGCUGAUGUUGAAGAUUUUGCAAUAUUACAAAUCGGUUUUUGCCUCGGUGUAUAUUCACAAGCCCCUCAGGGCAACAAAUGGCUCUUGUAUCCAUAUAACUUUUAUACCUUUUCAUCCGAGAUAUUGGACAGUCUUUUGAUGAAUGAUACUAUAAAAUGGCUGAGAUCAAAUGGGUUCAGCUUUGAUCGUUGGAUUGAUGAAGGUAUUGAUUUCCGAAGGCUGGCAGAUGUCAGAUACGAGGAUCCCUGCGAACAUCCUUCUAAAGCUUCUAGACCAAUAAAGGGGCAUGGAAAAUUUCAAAGGAAAAAUGGUAUACAUCAUAUAAUAGAGGAGCUAAUCGAACAGAAGAAGCCCCUAGUAUUCCAUAAUGGAAUGUUGGAUAUCUUGCAUAUUUAUGAUAAGUUUAUCGGAAAAUUACCAGAAAGCUCCGUUGAAAUAUCCAAAGAAUUGGUGAGGCUGUUCCGAGGAGGGAUUUUUGAUACAAAAUUUUUCGCACGGUAUCUUCACGAGAACUUUGGUUACAACAAAUUACGCAAUACUACGUUACCAACAUUACACAGCGCUCUUAAUGGAUUUCAUAACAUGAAGGAACUGACGGAUAUUCCUGAAGAAAGAGCACAUUUUAACUACAUUGACAAAGAAACAGGUAAUAUCAAUGAAAAAUUUUUUCAUGAAGCUGGUUUUGAUGCGACUAUCGCUGCUAUGGUUUGAUUGCUAUCGUCUAUGGAUAUUUUCCUACAGGUAUUUUGCGCCGAAAUACAAAUAUUGGCGAAACAUGAUGAAGUAGACGUAUUAUCAUUGCUAAGUGCCCACAUCAAUAAAAGUAUACCUCACGGGAAACACCUAGGGAACGUUAUAAACUGCUAUAAUGUUCAUGAUCCGAUUGAUCGUUCUUUUUAUAAUUUUAAGGAACACGCACAAGGUGAAAAAUAAAUACAUGAGCGUGUAUAAAUCUGGUCCGUUCUUCAAAUACGAAAAUAGUCCGAAAUUUUUGGACAUGAUACCAUCCAAAGGAUAAGUAUGCUCUGCGUGCAAUUGACGUACGAAA